AUGUGCUCUCUCCGAGCGGUGUCAGCGGCCACAGGCCGUGGUUCUACUGUUUCUGCUGAAGACUACAAGGUUAUUCUGCCUCAACUGCCAACUGGAAAUAUGUCCUUGAACACUGUUUUUCUGCAUUGUGAUGUGUCUGCCAGGCCAUAUCGAAUCAACGACUUCGAGGAAGAAUGUGAGCGACUACAAAUAGUGAAGGAUGUGGUGUCGAUAGGUGCCUACCAGAUGAAUCAUGUAUGGGCAUUGACGACACAUUCAAUGGCCGCGAAGGAAGUGCUCGUAGAAGCAAGGGAACUGCGCAUCAAAGGUAAAAGAUGCCUUGUCAUCGAUCCCAACGACAGUCAGGUGAGAGUCAAGCUUCAUUGGCUUCCUUACCAUAUCAGCGACGAUGCCAUACGAAAAGCACUGGAACCGUUUGGAAAAAUUGAGGAAGUGAGCAGGGAGACGUGGCUGACCGGGAAAUUCAAGGGAGCCCAAACCUCAUCAAGGUCGGUGAUAUUGAAACUGAAGCACGGAUUUACUGUCGAGAUGCUCCCGCAUCAGAUUCGUAUACAGGGCAGCAAUACUCUUGUAAUUGUGCCUGGAAGACCACCGCUGUGUCUAAGAUGCAAGAGAUCGGGCCAUAUAAGAAAGGAUUCUCGUAUUCCGCGGUGUUCUGAAUGCCGCAAGUUUGGCCAUGAAGCCGACGACUGCAGGAAAACAUACGCGACUAUGACACGGGAAGAUGGCGACAACGACGAUACAGAGGCGCUCAUGGACGAAGUCGGAAGCUGUAGAAACAUUGCAGCCUCGUAG
Molecule: messenger RNA, 795 nt
Organism: Dermacentor silvarum
Lineage: Eukaryota; Metazoa; Arthropoda; Arachnida; Ixodida; Ixodidae
Exons: 1
Coding region: 1-795 (264 amino acids)
Molecular function (GO): nucleic acid binding; zinc ion binding
Source: RefSeq, a predicted model, not a curated record